AGAAGUUCAAAACAAAAACAAAAGAAGUGUUGAAAAAAAAACAAAAAAAAAAACAAUAAGAAGAAGAACAAGAAUGUCGUUUUCUGGAUAUAGCUUCGUCGUAGUAACAUUACUCUCCGUCGUCUUAACUCAAAUCUAUGGUUCCUGUAAUGACCCACAGGCUGAACCCCAACCGGCAGCAAUGUCAGGGCAUAAUGCUCAUCCCCAACCGGCAGCAACGUCAGGGCUUAAUGCUCAUUUUCAACCGGCAGCAAGGUCAGGGCUUAAGGCUCAUCCCCAACCGGCAGCAACCUUAGGGCUUAACACCCUAGGUCGAACCAACUUAGACCCAAUGUUUGAUCUCAACCCGGCAGCAACUUUAUUGGUUCACAAUCAGGUUCGAGCCGAAGUCGGGGUGGCUCCAAUGCUGUGGGACUUUAAACUAGCUGCCUUCGCACAGAACUACGCUAACGUACGAUCCAAAGACUGUGCCCUACAGCAUUCGAACGACGAAAUGUACGGCGAGAAUAUAGCUGCAGGGUGGCUCAAAUCUAAGGAAUCAAUGAGCGGUCCGAUCGCGGCUAAGUUGUGGUAUGGCGAGAAGAAAUUCUACAAUUAUCAAACCAACAAAUGUAGUGGUGUGUGCGGGCAUUAUACUCAGAUGGUGGCUAACCAAUCGCACCGAGUUGGUUGUGGUCACGUCAGGUGUCAUGCAAAUACAUAUCUUUGGGUCGUAUGUAACUAUGCUCCUAGGCCGAUGGGUGAUGAGAACACACGUCCGUAUUAAUGAACUUUUGUUUUUAACUAAGACGAGUAGUUGUCUGAUGUAAUAAAACUUAACAUAAUAAGUUACGUACUAUAGAUAAGACAAGACAUUAUAGUUUGGAGAUGUCUGAUCAUGUAAUAAAAUUUAACAUAAUAAGUUCGUGUAUGAUAGAUUAUAUAAGAUCCAGAAAUUCUAUUUUUUUUUUUGUGAUUUGUAAUAGUAGUCAUCACGUAGCAGUGUUUGAUCACACCUCUUGUAUUUAUUUAUGUGAAAUACUUGGGUUCACCGCUA
This is a messenger RNA of Raphanus sativus (radish), 1036 nucleotides long. Its product is annotated as pathogenesis-related protein 1-like. The record is from RefSeq and is a predicted model, not a curated record. Lineage: Eukaryota; Viridiplantae; Streptophyta; Magnoliopsida; Brassicales; Brassicaceae. The transcript has a single exon. The coding region runs from base 74 to 766 and encodes 230 amino acids.